AUGAUUGUUUUAAAAUACUUUAGCACAGUAGAUGUAUUGAGACGGUUCAAUUUUGUCUCUAGAAAUGCUCAAACGGCUAUUGAUGCAACAAAGGUGAAUCCCUGUUGUGGAAUCGCGUCAAUCGAACUUGCGAUCACCCUCGGUACCACUCGAAUGCAACGGGUCGAAAUGAAAGUUUUUAAACAUCUCGACACAUUUAAAGUACAUUUUAGAGAACUCGAGCAUAUGGAUAAAGCGCAGUUGGAAAAGUACCCAAUGAUUGAAAUAUACAAAUACAUAAUGCGUGACAGACAAGAAGACUGUAAAGUUGCUUUUGAAAUCAAAGACAAAAUUUCAGUGAUUGGGAUAGACACGACUUAUGCAAUCAAUUUUGAACUUGUCAAGAUGCCGAUGCUGAGAGAGUUGACAUUACGAAUUGGAGACAACCCAAAUCAAGUGGUAUUGAAAGACGCAUUUGAUGCGAUACAAACGAACGUCUCACUGAGGAAAUGCGUCAUCAAAUUUCCUUCGACGAUGAUCCAAGAAAUCAUCGACAAGUGCGUCAGUCACCAAGAACGAAUUAAAUUCACAUUCAUUAUCACUAUAUUCGACGACGCACACGCAGAACAAGUCCAAGAACUCAUCAGAAGAUCAAAAACACCAAUAGGAAUCUGUGACACCUUACUCAAUGAGUUCCAGGAGUUUUUCUUGUUGAAGGAGAAAGUCGUUCUUGUCCCACACGUCAACAAGUACUUCAGAACUUCUAAGGCAAUGAGACUCGACUCAAGAAUCGCUGAACUUAGAAACCUCUAUUUACCAGUAAGAGAAGAGGAACUUUAA
Molecule: messenger RNA, 819 nt
Organism: Entamoeba invadens IP1
Lineage: Eukaryota; Evosea; Mastigamoebida; Endamoebidae
Exons: 2
Coding region: 1-819 (272 amino acids)
Source: RefSeq, a predicted model, not a curated record